AUGUCGCAAGUACACGCCCUCUCCGACGACCAGGUCGCCGGCGAGCUGAAGAAGAUGACGGCCUUUAUCCGCCAGGAAGCCAUGGAGAAGGCCAACGAAAUCCGCCUCAAGGCCGACGAGGAGUUUGCAAUCGAAAAGUCCAAGCUAGUGCGCCAGGAACAGGCCUCCAUCGACUCGUCGUACGAGAAGAAGUUCAAACAGGCUAGCAUGUCGCAGCAAAUCACCCGCUCCACCGUCUCCAACAAGAGCCGAUUACGCAUCCUCUCUGCCCGUCAGGAGCUGCUCAACAAGCUGUUUGAGCAGGCCGAGAAGAAGCUGGGCGAUGUAUCAAAGGACAAGAAGAAGUACCAGAGCGUCAUGAAGGACCUGAUUGUUGAGGGUGCAUAUGCGCUCAACGAGGACAAGCUGCAGGUCAAGGUGCGGAAGGCCGACUACGACCUUACCAAGAAGGCUAUCGAGGAGGCGCAGACCGAGUACAAGAAGAACAUUGGCAAGGAAGUCUCCAUCACUAUUGAUGAGAGCGACCCGCUGCCUGAGGGAUCUGCUGGUGGUGCCAUGAUUGUCGGAACCAACGGCCGAAUCGAUAUCAACAACACCUUCCAAGAACGAUUGAAGCUACUCGAGUCCCAGGCUCUGCCGUCCAUCAGGGUCACGCUUUUCGGAGAGAAUGAGAACAGGAAGUUCCACGACUAA
Messenger RNA from Alternaria atra, 693 nucleotides. RefSeq lists its product as uncharacterized. Gene Ontology annotation, biological process: proton transmembrane transport. NCBI's taxonomy places the organism in Eukaryota, Fungi, Ascomycota, Dothideomycetes, Pleosporales, Pleosporaceae. Gene Ontology annotation, molecular function: proton-transporting ATPase activity, rotational mechanism. Gene Ontology annotation, cellular component: proton-transporting two-sector ATPase complex, catalytic domain. The record is from RefSeq and is a predicted model, not a curated record. The transcript has 3 exons. The coding region runs from base 1 to 693 and encodes 230 amino acids.